AUGGCUCAAACCUUUUCAAUCCUCACCAACCAACGUUCCAAAUCCCGCUGGAACACUCUCCAUUCCCUCUACCCAAACGGCUUCAACCCUACCGAUUUCACCCAAAUCACUCUCCACCUCAACAACAAACCCCACCUCGCACUUCACUUCUACCAAUGGACCAAAUCCAAAUCACUCUGUCACCACAGCCUCUCCUCCUACUCCACCAUCAUCCACAUCCUCGCACGUGGUCGUCUCUACUCACACGCAUACAACACCAUCAGAACCGCUCUUCUCAACUCCGAGACCGAGACGCCGGUGAAGCUUUUUGAGAUUCUUGUCAAGUCUUAUCGAGAUUGUGGCUCUGCUCCUUUUGUUUUUGAUUUGUUGAUUGAAGCGUGUUUGCAGUCUAGAAAAAUUGAACCUUCGGUUGAAAUUACUAGAAUGUUACUCUCCCGUGGGAUUAGCCCCAAGGUUAUGACUUUGAAUUCUUUGAUUUCUAGGGUUUGUAGAAAAUUGGGGGUGGAUGUAGGGUAUGAGAUUUACCGGGAGUUUUUUAGGUUAGAUGAAGAAAAAUAUGAUUUUUCCAAAAGGGGUUUUAGAGUUGUUACCCCUAAUGUGCAUACUUUUAAUACAUUGAUGUUGUGUUGUUAUCAAAAUGGUUUGAUGGAGAAGGUUGAGGAAAUUUGGGGUGAAAUGUGUGAAAUGAAUUGUGAUCCUAAUGCUUAUAGUUAUAGUUUAUUGAUGACUGCGUUUUGUGAGGGAGGGAGGAUGGGAGAUUGUGAAAAGAUGUGGAAGGAAAUGAGAAAGAAGGAAAUUGAGCCUGAUGUGGUUAGUUUUAAUACCAUAAUUGGUGGGUUUUGUAAGAUUGGUGAUGUUGGAAAAGCUGAGGAGUUUUUCAGAGAAAUGGGAUUGGUUGGUAUUGAUGCAACGGUUUCGACUUGUGAGAAUCUUGUUAAGGGGUACUGUAAUGUCGAGGAUGUUGAUUCGGCUGUUCUUGUUUACAAGGAUAUGUGCAGGAAGGAUUUUAGACCUGAUGCAUUGAUCCUUGAUAUGGUGGUUAGGUUACUUUGUGAUAGAGGUAGGGUUGAAGAAGGUAUGGAGUUUUUCAGGAGUGGAGUUGCUAAGUUUGAUAUGGUUCCGAAGGAGAAGAGUUAUGAGGCCUUGAUUAAGGGGUUGUCUUUUGAGGGGAGAAUGGAAGAAGCGUUGAAGCUUCAGGCAGAGAUGGUAGGAAAAGGGUUUGAACUGAGUUCGACUAUAUAUGAAGCUUUUAUUGAUGGGUAUAUUAGACAAGGGAAUGAGGGAAUGGCAGAAGCUUUAAAGAAAGAAAUGGUGCAAACACAUCAAUAG
Messenger RNA from Vicia villosa (hairy vetch), 1329 nucleotides. Its product is annotated as pentatricopeptide repeat-containing protein At2g15980-like. The record is from RefSeq and is a predicted model, not a curated record. Gene Ontology annotation, molecular function: protein binding. Bases 1 to 1329 code for a protein of 442 amino acids. The transcript has 2 exons. Lineage: Eukaryota; Viridiplantae; Streptophyta; Magnoliopsida; Fabales; Fabaceae.